CAGUGAGACCCGGAGAGGCGAGAGGAGGCAGACACGCACCGGACCGGCAGAUGGAGAGCACGCUGCUGUAGAGGAGCCGGAGAGGAGGAAGAGCCGAUACCGGAGGGGGUUUUACCAUGAUUAGUGCGCGUUAAAGACGAUUAUUAUCAUAUUUAUCUAUGUAUCUAAUAUAUUACACUAGUCAGCCAUGUUCUCUAAAGCAUCGUAGCGGUAUCCACGAGUAACCGAAUGAGGAAACCGCUUUGUUUUGCGUUUCACCGCUUCCUGCCUCGCCCAUAGUCGCUUUCAUCUCUCUGUUUCUAACAACGUGAGGGGGAAGAAGAAGAGGAGAGGAAAAGAAAAGAAAAAGAGGAGCCAAACGAGCAUUAUGGUUGCCGGUGAGCUCGUGCAGGAGCAUCUGCGCGCGGAUACCGGCGCACCUGACGCUAUCGCGGUCGCCAGGAAGAGUCCCGAGCUGGACGCAGCGGCGGAGCGAUGCGCGGAUCCGACGUACGCAGCUGCCGCGGCGGCGACGCUCCGGGCUGUGGAGGCGGACACGGACCAGGCGCUGGAGCAGGAGAAAGAGGUACCGCCGGAUGAAAGAGAGGCGAUGCUGCCCAACGGAGGAGGAGGAGGAGGGGAGAAGAAGGGGAAUAGUGUAGAGACGAGACUGUACCGGCGCCGGUUCGCCGUGCUCGCCGUGUUCAGCCUGUACUCGCUGGUGAACGCCUUCCAGUGGAUCCAGUACAGCAUCAUCACCAACGUGUUCACCCAGUACUACGGGGUGACUAACGACAAGGUGGACUGGCUCUCCAUCGUCUACAUGCUGGUCUACGUGCCGCUCAUCUUCCCGGCCACCUGGCUCCUGGACCGGAGGGGUCUGCGGGUCACGGCCCUCCUCGGCGCCGGCCUAAACUGCGCCGGCGCCUGGCUCAAGUGCGCCAGCGUCAGCCCCGAGCUGUUCGGAGUCACCGUCACCGCGCAGGUCGUCUGCUCCGUGGCGCAGGUGUUCAUCCUCGGCCUGCCGUCGCGCAUCGCCUCGGUGUGGUUCGGACCCCAGGAGGUCUCUACUGCGUGCGCCACGGCCGUGCUCGGGAACCAGUUGGGAACAGCCAUUGGCUUCCUGUUGCCUCCAGUUUUGGUUCCCAACACGCCUGACGACAUUGACCUGAUGGGUCGCAACAUCAGCAUCAUGUUCUAUGGCACCGCCGCCGUCUCCACGGGCCUCUUCAUCCUCACGGUUAUAGUCAUAACGGACCGCCCUUCCCUCCCUCCCAGUCACGCCCAGGCUGUCUUACCAGGCUCUCCUCCUGAAGACUACUCCUACAAACAGUCCAUCCUCAACCUGAUAAAGAAUAAAGCAUUUGUCCUCCUGCUCAUCAGCUACGGAAUAAUGACCGGUUCCUUCUACUCCGUCUCAACACUUCUCAACCAGAUGAUCAUGGCCUGCUAUGAGAACCAGGAGUUGAAUGCUGGGAGAAUUGGUUUGACUCUGGUUGUUGCUGGAAUGGUCGGCUCCAUCCUCUGCGGCUUGUGGCUGGACCUCACAAAGACUUACAAGAUGACCACUCUGAUCGUGUACGGCCUGUCGUUUCUGGGCAUGGUGAUCUUUACCUUCACUCUAGACCUCAAAAACAUCUACCUGGUCUUCUUCACAGCUGGAGUCCUUGGGUUCUUCAUGACGGGUUACCUGCCUCUGGGCUUUGAGUUUGGAGUGGAGAUCACCUACCCAGAGUCUGAGGGAACAUCAUCAGGACUCCUCAAUGCUUUUGCACAGAUAUUUGGGAUUAUUUUCACUCUGAUUCAGGGCAAACUGACCACAGACUACAAUCCACUAUUUGGAAAUCUCUUCCUCUGCGCCUGGAUCUUCCUGGGAAUACUGCUCACUGCCUUAAUUAAGUCAGAACUGAAAAGACACAACGUCAACAUGGGAGCAGACAGCAACCACUUGCAAGCACUUCCUACUGAGUGUCCAGGGGACUGCCCUUCAGAAAGUAAAACCAACGGAGUCAAGCUGGAAUCCUCGAUCAGCUUCUCCCAUGAAACCUCACUGUGACCCUGCCAAGUCACUGGACAAAUAAGAAGGACUCCCUGCUGCCCUGGGAUACAUGUUGGCACCAUAGUCUGUGAAGUACCUAGAGGUGCACUUGAUUUUUAUUGCCAAGCAUAAUCUCUUGAAUAAUUAGAAAGCUGGAGGCUCUGGAUGCGAGCCAAGUCUAACCAAGCACAGCCACAAUCUAGGUGUGGAUUCAAGCCAGGUGUGACCAACAAGGCACAGAGGAGGUUGCUCCUCCCAAGCUGUUUGACUCCUUCAAAGCUCUGCAGCAGGAUCCAUGACCCUCAUGCUCCCAAAACACUUAUAGUAUAGAAGAAGCAUUACCUCCAAUUGAGAGAAGUUUGGGUUUUGUUCUGGAAAGGUCAUUUUGGAUUGGUAAAAAAACAACAACAAAAAAAACAGUAUGCAAGCAAUGACAUGCAGAAGAAGCUCCACUGCACUUUAUUUGUAUUGUUGGUGAAGCAUGGCACUCCUACCUUGUUUACUGUAUGUAAAUCCAGUUUCACUAGAAAACAGGCUGAUGAAACAAGCUUCCUAGAUCACCAUCACAAGGUUUGCUGUAGUUAAAACAAAAUACUCUGUGAUUCUUGAUGGAUCACAACAGCAGAGUCUUCAGGUGUCUGGGAGGAAGGACUAGAGAGCCAUUCUGUUUGGUUUUGUACUGCAGCCACUGCCCACUGCACAGGGCCAACGUUUCCUGAGUUUACUUGAAUUAUCCUUUAUGCUCUGGACUGAAGUUGUAUAACACACUGUACAUUUUGUUAAUAUUUGAUUUCUUCCUCACAUAUAACACUGAUUAUGUUAGUUAUCAAAGACAAACUGAAGCUGCUUUGAUAAUGACAGUCGAUGUAAAUCAUGUUUAUUAGAAUGAGCGGACUAUGUCACAGAUUCUAUAACAGUAUGUUGCAGAAGGUCCAGGUACGUGAAAGUAAAUGCAGCUCACUCAGAUGACACUGUAACAAAUUCAGGUGGAAAUCUUCACAGGUUUUUAUUUUGACACAGGUUUACAUAUGAAUGUGCUUUUUAUUUGCCAUGAUCCGUAAAUAGUUGGAGUUAAAUUCUUCCGUUGUGACUGACUGCGUCUAACUGGUACAGCAAAAUAAAAAAGCUCAGUAAACCCAGAAUGGCAAGUCAUUCCCUUCAUGACAAAUGAUUGACGCAAAAGAGUAAAACCUUAAGAAGAAUUGUAUUUAGCUUUUAGAUUCCAGGGGAAAUCUCUAAACGUCCCCCCUCUGUUCAUUCCCUUAAAGCUCCAGUAAAUAACCUUUUUUUAGGUUGUCAAAUACUGAUGCUUUGGGAUCCUAGCUCUAUUUCAAUCAACUAUGUUUCUUGGCUCUAAUUAGUUGUUUUUGGUCAGAAGUGGUGGAUUCUCACAAUACCUUUAGGAGCAGAGGAACCUAUUUUUUUUAAAAAACAUUUACAGAUUAUCUGUCUCAUGUACUCCCGUCAGGAUAUAGUGAAAGUUAUAUGACCAAAAGCUACUUUUAUAAAAGUUACCUCCUGCAGCUUUAAGUAAUUGCCACAAAGCGAUGGGGGAAGGAAAGUUGAGGCCAUUUAGAAUAGUUUAUUUGCUAUGAAGGGCCCUGACAUAACUGACACCAAGAAUCAAAACACUACACUAUGCUUAUGAUUCAUGUAAUUGUCCUAGUAAAUUAUAAGUAAUUCUCAAAGCUGUUGGGUUUUUAUCUAAGGGCCUAUUUAUUAACUCAUUUCUUUCACCCAUUGCAACUUUUUGUCCAAAUUCAAGUCCAGUUUGUUUAUACCUAUAUUUGGCUCUAAUAGGGUUAUGACAUUAGAUUAAUAUCUGCAGUAGUAAAAUAAAAUAAAAUAUGUAUGUACUGUAUAAAAUACAUGGCUGGCUUGCACAAAGGCUUCCUGACAACACAACUGUGCUGUAGUAUUUUCCUACACAAACCACAGUGGACCAAACAGAAUGUGAACAAGAAGUGCACAAAAACAGACGCACAAUGUCGUUGUUUUCUACUCGAAUGCAUGAUUUUAAAUGUGUUUCUAAUGUUGACUCCUGUCCGUUAUUACACUGAGAAUCUGUAUGUGACAGCUAACUCAAGCUGCUGUUUGUGAGAUGUGGAGACAUAACAGGAGAUUAACAGUGCCAUCUUGUGGGUUUCCUGCAGUAGUAACAAAACAAGCAGAGUGGACAGGAGAAGCACAAAAGUGUUCAAUUCAUUCUGUAACAGAAAAAGAUGAUAAUUUAUUUUCAGAUCCAGCUGUUAAUUUUAUUUCUGUCCUAUAAAUUUUAACUUAUAAAAGGAAUUCUGUUUUUUGUAUCUUUCUUUAUCAGUUUAUAACUCAAAGUGUACUUUUUUUAACUAAAGUGUGAAUGAAUGUUGACAACUUUUAUAGUUGCAAAAUCUGUAUUUAGCAGUUAUGUAGCUUGCUUGAUUUCUGUAUCCAAAGUCUUACAUGCUGUCUUCAGUGGAUGUGUUUCUAAGUUGUUUAUUUGACGUUCAUCUGAGAGAAAAUUUUAAUUUUUUUUAUCUUUAACUUGAAAUAUAAAACCCUAUCAACAACCAGGAUUUUCCUUGGUAAAAAUAUAUCUAGGGAUCCCUUUGGCUUUUAUUUUUUUUGAUAAAUAGCAGCAGUUCCACACUUUAAAAUGGGACAUUAUCAUCUUCACCCCAUGUUUGCAACAUUUCAAAAUCAAUCAUGAAAGAAAUUAUUAAGUUUAUUAACUGUUUAUGGUAUUUGGCAAUGGCAUGUUAUUUUAGGAAAUUAUCACACCUCUUUAUUUGGUUCUACCGUUUCAAACCUUUGAAAGUAUGUUUAUGUUUUUUAGCAGUUGAAGAGCUAACAUUUCCUUGUCUUAAUAUAAUUGUUAUAACAGGACGUUUUAUACACUACACUACAGUCUUGACAUAUGGUCAUAUAAUUUAUCCAUCUUAGUCAUCAAGUUAGUCUAAGUAAAAUUAUGAAAGAAAGACUGGACCGAAAAGUAAAGGGAAUUCAACUUGUUUCAUACAGGCUGUGAGACAUUUCAUGAAAUAUGUUUUCAUGCUUUUAAACAUUUGUUUUCUCUUCAGUCUCAUGUUUGAAGAACUGUAUUUUACGUUGUCUCCAUCCUGUUUUCAGUAUUUCUGUAUAUGACCAAAAUAGAUUUUACAAGUGAAAUCAGGAAAAGAUAUCAUAUGAUAGCCACAGAGACAGAUUAUGCAUUUAACUGGCUUUGCUGUAAUGUAACCAUGAAACAGGUCUUAUUUUACAUUUUUAUAUAAAUCAUUUUCUGGGUGGCAGGAUGUUUUCAUGGUU
Molecule: messenger RNA, 5302 nt
Organism: Morone saxatilis (striped sea-bass)
Lineage: Eukaryota; Metazoa; Chordata; Actinopteri; Moronidae
Gene: flvcr1
Product: FLVCR heme transporter 1
Exons: 10
Coding region: 368-2035 (555 amino acids)
Biological process (GO): heme export; erythrocyte differentiation; transmembrane transport
Cellular component (GO): mitochondrion; membrane
Molecular function (GO): heme transmembrane transporter activity; heme binding
Source: RefSeq, a predicted model, not a curated record